AAGAGAGAGUUGUCGCAUUUGUUUCAAUUAAUUUUCUCGUCAAAGUAUAUUCACAUUUGUCAGUUCGACCUAUUGCCCGAAAGCGCACUGUGAGAGUUUUGGAGCUUUUUUUGAUAGUGAAUAAUGGCGGAUGAAAGUCCGGCUUCGCAGAGAAGAGACUCUAUAAAGUCUUCAGUUGGGAAUGUUGCGGCCCAUAGGAGACGACAACAUGCAGUUACGGUGGGAAAAGAAAGAAGAGAAGCGUUGGUGCGAACCAAGCGGCUAUGUAGAGUGGGAAUUAGUGGUGAUGAUGAUGUUCCUCUUGACAGUGAAAUGAUGAUUGAUGAAGAACAAUCAAUUUUGGAGGCUCAGACCACUUCAGCCGUGGAAGAAUUAAAGCUUGCUGUCGCCUAUCAGGGGAAAGGUGCAAUGCAGAAAAGGGUGAAUGCCCUCCGUGAAUUAAGGCGAUUAUUGUCGAGAUCAGAAUUCCCUCCUGUUGAAGCUGCGCUCAGAACUGGAGCAAUACCUCUCCUUGUGCAGUGUAUUUCAUUUGGAUCCCCGGAGGAAGAGUUGCUUGAGGCAGCUUGGUGCCUUACGAACAUAGCAGCAGGAAAACCAGAAGAAACAAAAGCUCUGUUGCCUGCUUUGCCAUUGCUUAUUGCUCAUCUUGGAGAAAAGAGUUCCUUGCCUGUUGCUGAGCAGUGUGCAUGGGCACUGGGAAAUGUUGCUGGUGAAGGAGAGGAGCUGAGAAGUGUUUUGCUAUCUCAAGGAGCCUUAAUACCUCUUGCAAGAAUGAUGCUGCCAAACAAGGGUUCAACUGUGAGAACGGCUGCUUGGGUGUUGUCAAACCUAAUCAAGGGACCAGAUCCUAAAGCUGCGACAGAACUCAUAAGAAUUGAUGGUGUACUUGAUGCAAUUCUUCGGCACUUGAAAAAGGCGGAUGACGAAUUGGCAACAGAAGUAGCAUGGGUGGUUGUGUAUCUUUCAGCCCUCUCAAAUGUUGCUACCAGCAUGUUGGUGAAUAGUGAUCUCCUUCAACUGCUUGCUGAAAGAUUGGCAACAUCAAAUAGUUUGCAAUUGCUCAUUCCGGUGCUGCGGAGUGUAGGUAAUCUUGUGGCUGGUGAUGCUCAAACGACUAAUGUCUUUCUUGUUGCUGGAAAUGAAAUUACAGUUAGUGUCAUUGGUGCACUCAUUAGAUGUCUAAAGAGUGAGCAUCGGGUUUUGAAGAAGGAAGCAGCUUGGGUUCUAUCUAAUAUAGCGGCUGGAUCUGUUGAACACAAGCAAUUGAUAUAUUCAAGUGAGGCAGUGCCAUUACUGUUGCGCCUUCUUUCAACAUCACCAUUUGAUAUAAGAAAGGAAGUAGCAUAUGUUCUAGGUAAUCUCUGUGUUGCCCCAACUGAAGGUGGUGGAAGGCCAAAUUUGAUUCUGGAGCACUUAGUUUCUCUUGUUGGCAGAGGAUGCCUUCCUGGUUUUAUUGAUUUAGUUAGGUCUGCUGAUACCGAGGCUGCAAGAUUAGGACUUCAAUUCAUGGAGCUGGUUUUAAGGGGGAUGCCAAAUGGUGAGGGGCCAAAGCUUGUUGAGAGAGAGGAUGGGAUUGAUGCCAUGGAAAGAUUCCAAUUUCAUGAAAAUGAAGACCUUAGAAACAUGGCUAACGAAUUAGUUGACAAGUACUUUGGUGAAGACUAUGGAAUUGAUGAAUAGAAAGGAUUUAUGGGCCAGUGAUGCAUGAUUUGUAACAUCCACGACUGCUACCUGUCCCUCUAUGCAUAUCGCAGAUAUUUCGGAUUAGCGUCAUGGAUCUUUUUUUGCAGGUUGAAUAUUUCUUGAGCCCACUAAUUGUGGGUUUCAUGGUUUGACUGUUUAGAGAAAAGUUCGGUCUGUUGUGGAAUAGGUGUACGCAUAAUGUCUCAAGGGUGUUCAUCUAUAUUUACUCUCGUAGAUAAAUUGUAUGGAACUUUUUUGUUAAAUGUGUUAAUCCAAGGUACUUUCCUUUGGAAAUUGUUUUUUUGUACUGGAGACUAUAAAAUUAGAAACAAGUUUAUUUCCCCA
Molecule: messenger RNA, 2028 nt
Organism: Cornus florida
Lineage: Eukaryota; Viridiplantae; Streptophyta; Magnoliopsida; Cornales; Cornaceae
Product: importin subunit alpha-9
Exons: 11
Coding region: 124-1680 (518 amino acids)
Biological process (GO): NLS-bearing protein import into nucleus
Cellular component (GO): nucleus; cytoplasm
Molecular function (GO): protein binding; nuclear import signal receptor activity
Source: RefSeq, a predicted model, not a curated record